AUGACAGAACGUGCGACAAAAUCUGGUUUAGCGUUAGAGGCUCAGCGUAAAAUACACGGCAAAUAUGAUAGCGAACUAGCUGGACAACUUCUUGAAUGGGUUGCUCAACUAACCGGUAAAAAUUUCUCAACUGAUGGUGAUGUUAAGAAUUUUUUGGAAGUCUUCAAAGACGGUGCGGUACUGUGCAGCCUUGCAAAUGCCUUGCAGCCAGGUUCAAUAAAGAAGAUUAACACCAGUGCAAUGGCAUUCAAACAAAUGGAAAACAUUUCAUUUUUUUUAUCUUUCGCCGAGAAACAUAUUUCUAAGUUAGAACUUUUCCAAACAGUUGAUCUAUUCGAAGGUCAAGAUCCAAAUGCGGUUGUUGUUUGCCUUUCAUCGUUGGCCAGAAAAUCUGAGGAGCUGUUUGGAAAGCCUGGUUUAGGUCCAAAAGAGGCUAAAGGAGAGAAACGUGAGUGGUCGGAGGAAAAGCUUCGUGCGGGUGAAGCGAUUAUUGGACUUCAGAUGGGUACAAAUAAAGGUGCGAAUGCGUCCGGUAUCAAUAUGGGUAACACGCGUCACAUGUAA
Molecule: messenger RNA, 564 nt
Organism: Acanthocheilonema viteae
Lineage: Eukaryota; Metazoa; Nematoda; Chromadorea; Rhabditida; Onchocercidae
Source: the annotation of a GenBank genome assembly